AUGUCUUCCUCGGCUUCGUGCUCGCUCUCCUCUCUCGCCGUCGCUUCUCCUACCCAAACCGACACACCGCACCACUGCCCAGUCAACUCAUUUCCAGACCGCUCUCUCAAGCCGUCACUCCGUAGUCCGCUUCCGCGUCCCGCCUCGCCGUGCUUUCACUCCGGCUUGCUUUCAGUCAGACCGGCGUUCACCCAGCGUUACCGUGGCAGACUGAAUCCGUCAGUGCCGUCAGCAUCCUCCCAGCACACGCUGCCAGCGUCCUCCCGGCAUUCUCACUCGACUGAACGAGGACGAAAUCAUGCUCAUGCUGGCAAACACCGGUCAUCUAUUGAAGAAGGUCGAACGGUGGUAUCUCCAGCUACCGACGCCGCAUCCCUGCAGGGGUCCGUUCAAGACAAAAGACCUGCCACGUCACCAGGAUCUGUUCGAUCCGUCGCUAACGGCUGGGAUGAGCUGGAUAAUCUGGAGGACAUGACGGUGAGGCGGAGCGCGCGGAGUAGCGGGGGAAGUAGGGGAAGCGGGGCGCGGAGGACCGGCAGUGCGCGGUUCCGGGCGGAGGAGCUGCGCCGGAAGCAUCGGGAGCGGAGCCAGGCGCAACAGGCACGGCAGGUGCGGCAGCAAGGGCAGCAGCAAGCGCAGCAGCAAUCGCAGCAGCAACGGCAGCAGCAACAGCAGCAGCGGCGAUACUCCGAGGCCGCGCGUGCAUUUGAGCCGGAGGUGAUUUUCGAGGGGCCUAACGAGGGCGGCGAGGAGUGGAAGCGUGCCGCGGGCCGCGUGUGGGAAUGGAUUGCUGUGAAGAGCGGAAGCGGCGGCGGCGGCGGCGGCGUCGGCUCUUGGUCGUUCUUCGAGCCGUUGUCUGCGAAAUAUUAUGCUGGUAACAUUUCGCCCGGUUCCGAGGGAGCUUUCGCGGAUCUCGUGCUGCUCGCGAUCUUUCGCGUAGUCCGCUUCUUCCGCCGAGCGGCAGCGUCGCUCAGCGCCACCAUCGUCGCCGCGCUACCGUCGACUUCCCAAACGACACUGAUUAAGGCCGUAGUGGACGGCGCUCUGCUGCUCUCAGGAGUGUGGCUGCUGCGAGGCGUCUUCGAGUUUCCCGCCAUCUCUUCUCGGGCUGUGUCCAAGGCCUCACAUCUUCGUCCGUCCCUUUUCUCUUCUCUCCCCGGCCAUCCCUCACCAGGCCGCCGCCAGCCCCCCUUUUCUGGCGUACCGCCCGUCCCUGGUAGAGUCGCUUCCGUCAAAGCAGAUUAUAGCGUGUACAGAGAUAACGCAUCAUGGCACGAGGGAGACCGGUACACUGCAGGGGAGGGAUUCAGUAGGCGGAACGGGCGAUUCGAGCGGUGGGAGGGGGUGAGCGACGACGAGCUGGGAAUUGGAUAUGCGUCGAACGGAUAUGCGUCGGAUGGGGACAGCGAGAGUAGCCUGAGCGGAGUAGCCAAUGGAAUCAGCCAUAACGGAGCAGACGCAGAGAUAAAUUUGAACCCUAGCAUCGAUUCGGCUGCUACCGAGACAGUUGGACGAAUCGUGGGUGAUACCAACCAUCGGCCACGAGCAGCUGCUGACGUCAGCGCGUACGACCAUAGCGAAGCGGCCGCCGCUGCUUAUGGCGCGGAUGCUUUCCAUUCUGUAAACGGUGCAACUGCUGCUGCUGCCGCCGAACAUUCCAAUGUACAUAAUUCUAGGAGUGGUGUGCGCAGCAUCCGCAGCAGCAUCGGCAGCAGUAUCGGCAGCAGGGGCAUGCGCGUGUACGAGUGUUGCAACGGCACAUGCCCUGCUUGCAGAACGCCCGCGUUUACCAAAGCAGUCCCUGUCGGGGAUAGCGCCGCGAGUGGUGUGCCAAGGGCUAAUAGACCUGGCAGGGGCAGUGCUCGUAGUAGUGUGGCAGGGGUUGAUAGGGCUGGAAUGCUGGUUGAGGAGGAAAGUGUAGCGGCAGCUUCAGGUGCAGUCGCAGGUGCAAGUUCAGAGAUGAAAGCAUGGAACGAGGCCAUUGUCGCUAGUGCUUCGCCCCUAGGCCCUACUUAUGGGGAUGGUGCUCCUGCUGCUUCCGCUGCUCGUAGCGUGGGCGGGUUUCACGACGUAACCUCUGCUUCCCCUGUGCCAGACGAAUAUUUCUCAUCUGCGCUGCCCGAUUCUGCUGCUCAUGCUGACGCGGCCAGAAGGCUGGAAGCCGUCCGAUUGGACCUCAAACGCCACGUGGCUACUGAAUCUGCGCGUUCUACUGCUGCUGCUACUGCAGCGCCGCCUGCUGUUACCCCCGCAGCUGCUGCUGGCAGUACCGCCGGGGAAGCUAAAGUCUUCGACCCACUUGCAACAGCAACACCUACAGCACCAGCAGAAGCAGCAGCAGCAGCUGCAGCAGCAGCAACCGGAGUGGCAGAUCUCAGUGCAAAUGCAUCAAGAUGGGAGGAGGGCGUGAGCGGAGAGGACGAUCUGAACCUCAACGCGGUCUUCCUUGAGAAUUUCUGCGAGUGGCCGCUCAGACGCGUUGCUGUGGCUGCUGCUGGGAGCAGGGCGGACCCGGCCAUACGAACGGAUAGGGUGGGGCGGGCGGGCAGGGCAGACCGGGUGGGGCCUGUCGUGGGGAGAGGAGGUGCGGGAGGCGAGAGCAGGGUGGCGCCUGUGGGUGCGAGUGGUGCUAUGCAGCCAGGGCAGUGGGAUGUGCGCAGCAGUGCGGUGGGGGGAGAGAGAGAAGGGAUAGCUCAGGGCAGCAAGAAGAGUGUUCCUGGGGGGGCUGGCUUGGGUCUGAGCCUGGACUCGUUUGGGUUGGAUUCGCUAGGGUUGGAUGCGCUGGGAUUUGAUGCGUGGCAGGCGUUCAUGUGGGCGUCUGACAGGAUCUAUGGCAGCAGCUAUGGGGACUAUAGCUUUCACCGGAGGCAGGGGGGGACAGGGAGAGCAGGGGGGGCUGGGGGAGCUGGGGGAGCAGGGGGAGCAGGGGGGACUGGGGGGGCAAGGGGACAUGGGUUGCUGGGAGGAGAACGAGGGCAGCAGCAGGCAGGACAGGGGGGUUUGCCUGGCAGCGGGAGGGGUAUGCCUGGCUGGGGUAUGGGAGGUGUGGGUGGGAUGGUGGGGAUGGGAGGAAAAGGAGGUAUGCCUUUGACGGUUUCCCAAGGGGAGAGGCAGCAGAGCGGUGGUUGGUCAGGAAUGAGGUCCAGCAGCAGAAGGCAAGGAAAGCGCUCUGAGUGGGACUUUGACCUGAAUAGCAUGCCGUGA
This is a messenger RNA of Closterium sp. Naga37s-1, 3204 nucleotides long. Lineage: Eukaryota; Viridiplantae; Streptophyta; Zygnematophyceae; Desmidiales; Closteriaceae. The record is from the annotation of a GenBank genome assembly.